Molecule: messenger RNA, 1653 nt
Organism: Plasmodium coatneyi
Lineage: Eukaryota; Apicomplexa; Aconoidasida; Haemosporida; Plasmodiidae
Product: KIR protein
Exons: 3
Coding region: 1-1653 (550 amino acids)
Source: RefSeq, a predicted model, not a curated record
AUGAUUGUAAGAGCCUACUGUUACGCAUAUAAAAGAAAGAAAGAAAAUGAGUCCAAUGGCGAUGUGCAAUUUAAGGAUGCACCCUGUUAUUUCUUUUAUUAUUGGAUAGAGAAACUAGUCCCUAAGGAAACACACACCUCUGAAUUGCCGGAUUUCUUGGGGAAAUUUUACAAAACGCUAGAUAGUACUGCGGGUGAAAAUUGGUGUAAGGUUACAUACGAAGAUCCUGACAUAAACACAUUCGCUCUGAGGAAAGGAGUACAUGAUUUUACCUAUGAUUAUGAUAAAAUACAGAACAAUGUAAAACAAAAUGGGUCUACACGUGGUUCCGAAUAUAUCGGGUACCUGAAUGGAAUUGAUUCAGCAUGUAGAAUUGUGAGUGCAGGUUGCCCCAAGGAAGGCAACAGUGAUCCAUAUUGUGCGGAUUUCAAUAAGGAAUAUAGAGUGUACUGUGAACAGAAAGUACAGGAACUUAGAGCACAACUGAAUAAUCCAAACCAGGCCGGAUCCUCGGGCAGCUUCUCGGAUGCCGACGUGGUAAGUAGAGUGAGUGCAAACCAAUGGUAUAGUGACUGCAGUUUGGAUAAAUUGCCCUCCAGAAGAAUAUACGGAAAAUUCGAGGAAGAAGAAGGGGAGGAUGUCGUGGAUGGUGAAAUUGUGUGUAAGGUGGACACGGUGGAAACAAAUUUAACGCCUGUAUUAAGCAACUAUGGAGAAAUGAAGAAAUAUACUAAAAAAAUUGCAAAAGCUUGGUGUAAGGCAAUUAGUGGGGCAACAGAGGCGAAAGGGGAAAAGAAAGUGGAUAAUGUUGUAUAUUAUUCUUUAUAUUAUUGGCUGGGAGGUAAAGUAUGGGAAAGUGGAAGGAAUGAUAAGCCGCUCCCAGAUGUUAUGAGUGAAAUUUACCUUGCACUUGAGACGGCGUCUCAUGGUAUUACUCGUGUGCCUACCUGCACCGAGAAUAUUGACCAAAACCUAUUCAACAAAAUGAAAAAAGUAUUCGAAUAUUACUAUGACUAUGGAACUAUAAAGGACUGCAUACAGAAAUCUCAGACGUCCGAAUCCAACUGUAUUCAAGAGUAUUCCAGUUAUCUACAGGAAGCUGUUACUGCAUAUAACGGAAUGGAGCAGUACUGUGAUGGGAAGGAUAAUGUUCUCAGGAGGAUAUGUUGUAAAUAUUUUAAUGAAAUUUCCAAUAGCAGUGGUGGAACCAAUAUCCCAAAGCCAUCAGAAUUAAAAUCUGAAUUAGACCGUAUACAGGAAACUGCAAUGCUUGAGGCAGAAGCGGCAUCCUCGACCACUACCCCUACCGCUCCUAUAAUCUCUUCUAUACUUGGAUUAUUAGGAAUCCCAACACUGGGAUUCUACCUAUAUAAAUACAAUCUUCUACCUCCUGGGAUAAAAAACUUCUUUGGAGGAGGAAGGAGCAGCAACAACUUCGGCAACAGAAAGAUAAGAUCCGUCAGACGCAACUUCGAUACGCUUACGGAAUACACAACAGAGAACGCUUCAACAAUAGGUCCAACGGAGUAUUCAACUGAGCAUUCAACAGUAGAAUCAAUAGAUAACUCUACCAUCUAUAAUGGUCCAUCCAGAAAAGAAAGAACAAAUAAUACAACCGACCGUCGGAAGAAUAUAAGUUACCAGAAUAUGUAA